Molecule: messenger RNA, 3407 nt
Organism: Lipotes vexillifer (Yangtze River dolphin)
Lineage: Eukaryota; Metazoa; Chordata; Mammalia; Artiodactyla; Lipotidae
Gene: KIF5B
Product: kinesin family member 5B
Exons: 26
Coding region: 402-3407 (1001 amino acids)
Biological process (GO): microtubule-based movement
Molecular function (GO): microtubule motor activity; ATP binding; microtubule binding
Source: RefSeq, a predicted model, not a curated record
GUCCGCGGCGUCUGGAAUGAGUAGGCAGUAGCGGGCGAACCGGCGACCGGGCCGACGGUGAGCGCGGCCUGCUCUCUCCGAGGAAGAAAGAGGAGGUCGUGUUCCCGGUCUCCGGGAUCCCCCAGCCCCGCACCCUGCCCCGCCGGCGAAGGAGAAGCUGAGGAGCCGCCGCCGCCCGGCGCCGCCGCCAUGGCUGCCAUGAUGGGUCGGAAGUGAGCCUGCGGGCGACGGUGCCGGCGCGGGCGCUGCAGCCCCGGUCCCGGCCGCUCCGCCGGGGAAGCGCGACGUCGUGGACCGCGGGCCCUCGGCCUUUGCGACCCCAGCCCCUCGGCUCGGCCCGUUUCCUCCAAGACUGAGCGGCGGGGAGUGGCUCCCGGCCUUCGACCCCGGCAGCCAGGAAGAUGGCGGACCCGGCCGAGUGCAACAUCAAAGUGAUGUGUCGCUUCAGACCGCUGAACGAGUCCGAGGUGAACCGCGGCGAUAAGUACAUCGCCAAGUUUCAGGGAGAAGACACGAUCAUGAUCGCGUCCAAGCCUUAUGCAUUUGACCGGGUGUUCCAGUCAAACACAUCUCAAGAGCAAGUGUAUAAUGACUGUGCAAAGAAGAUUGUUAAAGAUGUGCUUGAGGGGUACAAUGGAACCAUAUUUGCAUAUGGACAAACCUCCUCCGGGAAGACACACACAAUGGAGGGUAAACUUCAUGAUCCAGAAGGCAUGGGAAUUAUUCCAAGAAUAGUGCAAGAUAUUUUUAAUUAUAUUUACUCCAUGGAUGAAAAUUUGGAAUUUCAUAUUAAGGUUUCAUAUUUUGAAAUUUAUUUGGAUAAGAUAAGGGACCUGUUAGAUGUUUCAAAGACCAAUCUUUCAGUUCAUGAAGAUAAAAACCGAGUUCCCUAUGUAAAGGGGUGUACAGAGCGUUUCGUAUGUAGUCCAGAUGAAGUUAUGGACACCAUAGAUGAAGGAAAAUCCAACAGACACGUAGCGGUUACAAAUAUGAAUGAACAUAGCUCUAGGAGUCACAGUAUAUUUCUUAUUAAUGUAAAACAAGAGAACACGCAAACGGAACAAAAACUGAGUGGAAAACUUUAUCUGGUUGAUUUAGCUGGUAGUGAAAAGGUUAGUAAAACUGGAGCUGAAGGUGCUGUGCUGGAUGAAGCUAAGAACAUCAACAAGUCCCUUUCUGCUCUUGGAAAUGUCAUUUCCGCUUUGGCUGAGGGUAGUACAUAUGUUCCAUAUCGAGAUAGUAAAAUGACAAGAAUCCUUCAAGAUUCAUUAGGUGGGAACUGUAGAACCACUAUUGUAAUUUGCUGCUCUCCAUCAUCAUACAAUGAAUCUGAAACAAAAUCUACACUCCUGUUUGGUCAGAGGGCCAAAACAAUUAAGAACACAGUUUGUGUCAAUGUAGAGUUAACUGCAGAACAGUGGAAAAAGAAGUAUGAAAGAGAAAAAGAAAAAAACAAGACCCUGCGGAACACCAUUCAAUGGCUUGAAAAUGAACUCAACCGAUGGCGUAAUGGAGAGACAGUGCCUAUUGAUGAACAGUUUGACAAAGAGAAAGCCAACUUGGAAGCUUUUGCAGUGGAUAAGGAUAUUACUAUUACCAAUGAUAAACCAGCAGCCACAAUUGGAGUUACUGGGAACUUUACUGAUUCUGAAAGAAGGAAGUGUGAAGAAGAAAUUGCUAAGUUGUACAAACAGCUUGAUGACAAGGAUGAAGAAAUUAAUCAGCAGAGCCAACUGGUAGAGAAACUGAAGACCCAAAUGUUGGAUCAGGAAGAGCUUCUGGCAUCUACCAGAAGGGAUCAAGAUAAUAUGCAGGCUGAGCUGAAUCGUCUUCAGGCAGAAAAUGAUGCCUCUAAAGAAGAAGUAAAGGAAGUUUUACAAGCCUUAGAGGAACUUGCUGUCAACUAUGAUCAGAAGUCUCAGGAAGUUGAAGACAAAACUAAGGAAUAUGAAUUACUUAGUGAUGAGCUGAAUCAGAAAUCGGCAAGUUUAGCAAGUAUAGAUGCUGAGCUUCAGAAACUUAAGGAAAUGACCAACCACCAGAAAAAGCGAGCAGCGGAGAUGAUGGCAUCUUUACUGAAAGACCUGGCAGAAAUAGGGAUUGCUGUAGGAAACAACGACGUAAAGCAGCCUGAGGGAACUGGCAUGAUAGAUGAAGAGUUCACUGUUGCAAGGCUCUACAUUAGCAAAAUGAAGUCAGAAGUGAAAACCAUGGUGAAGCGCUGCAAACAGCUAGAAAGCACACAAACUGAGAGCAACAAAAAAAUGGAAGAAAAUGAAAAGGAGUUAGCAGCAUGCCAGCUUCGUAUCUCUCAACAUGAAGCCAAAAUCAGAUCAUUGACUGAAUACCUUCAAAAUGUGGAGCAAAAGAAAAGACAGCUGGAGGAGUCUGUGGAUUCCCUCAGUGAGGAACUAGUCCAGCUUCGAGCACAAGAGAAGGUGCAUGAAAUGGAAAAGGAGCAUUUGAAUAAAGUUCAGACUGCAAAUGAAGUCAAGCAAGCUGUUGAACAGCAGAUCCAAAGCCACAGAGAAACGCAUCAAAAACAAAUUAGUAGUUUGAGAGAUGAAGUUGAGGCAAAAGAAAAACUUAUCACUGAUCUUCAAGACCAGAACCAGAAGAUGGCAUUAGAGCAAGGGCGCCUGAGAGCAGAGCACGAGAAGCUGAAAGCUACAGAGCAGGACAAAAGCAGAAAGCUACGUGAACUUACGGUUAUGCAAGAUAGACGAGAACAAGCGAGACAAGACCUGAAGGGUUUGGAAGAGACGGUGGCGAAGGAACUUCAGACUUUACACAACCUGCGGAAGCUCUUUGUUCAGGACCUGGCCACCAGGGUUAAAAAGAGCGCCGAGGUUGAUUCGGAUGACACCGGAGGCAGUGCUGCUCAGAAGCAAAAAAUCUCCUUUCUUGAGAAUAAUCUUGAACAACUCACCAAAGUCCACAAACAGCUGGUACGUGAUAACGCAGAUCUUCGCUGUGAGCUUCCUAAGCUGGAAAAGCGACUCAGAGCUACAGCUGAGAGAGUGAAAGCUUUGGAGUCGGCACUGAAAGAGGCCAAAGAAAAUGCAUCUCGUGAUCGCAAACGCUAUCAGCAGGGAGAAGUAGAUCGUAUAAAGGAAGCAGUCAGGUCAAAGAAUAUGGCCAGAAGAGGGCAUUCUGCACAAAUUGCUAAACCUAUUCGUCCUGGGCAACAUCCGGCAGCUUCUCCGGCUCAUCCCAGUGCAGUUCGUGGGGGAGGCGCACCUGUGCAGAACGGCCCGCCGGCAGCCGUGCGAGGUGGAGGAGGUGAGCAGGCGUGGCUUCACGCGGCGCCCUCGGGUCUGUGCUCUCUGGCUGGCUUCGGAGUCACAGCUGUCCGUGGGGAUGUUCAGCCAUUGGUGGCUAAGCAGUGUUUUGGAUUCUCACAGUAG